AAAACAUUCGGAAAUCUUCGGGAAAUCUGCGAUCGUGCGGACAGUGUGAACAGCACAAUUCUCAAGGCUACCCGAUGCUGUGCCUUAAAACAGGCGUGUGAUGUGGCAAAGAAAUCUGGCGCUAGCGAAAGUUGUGCCAAGUCAAUCAGUAGCUGCUCCUUAUUUGACUUCUGGUAGCUGCAGUUUGAGGUUUGAUGUGCAACGGCUUAAACAGAUUAGUUAACCAUCGUAUUCCCAGUCUGGCACCGCAUCUUGGAAUCUGAAAGACAACUUUCCUGUCUCUAAAAGCGCCGCCAAACCUUUAGGAUGCACCUAAUAUGGCUUGCCAUUGCAGUAGGGUUACAUUUUGUGCCCCUUUCCAUCGCAGGCGAAUCAGAUUUGCUUGUGUUAACUGUUGCUACACAAGAGACAGAUGGUUUCAAACAGUUCAUGCAUUCAGCUAAAAAGUACAAUUUAACUGUAAAGGUGCUUGGCUUGGGAGAAGAGUGGAGAGGAGGUGAUGUCAAGAAGUAUGCAGGUGGUGGCCAAAAAGUGAACUUGUUAAAGAACGCAUUAGAAAAAUACAAAAGAGAUGAUUCUCGUCUUAUUAUGUUUACAGACAGUUAUGAUGUAGUCUUCACUGCUGGUGAGGAUAUCAUCCGGGAUCGCUUCUCUAAAUUUGAAGCCAGAGUUGUUUUCUCUGCAGAAGGCUUUUGCUGGCCUGACAGCUCAUUAAAGGACAAGUAUCCACCAGUGAAAGGAAGUGAGAAGAGGUUCUUGAAUUCUGGCGGUUUUAUCGGUUAUGCCAAGGAACUGUAUGAAAUUGUGCACUACAGCUCACUGAAUGAUGAUGGAGAUGAUCAAGGAUACUACACAAUGAUAUACCUGGAUCGAGCACUCAGGGGCAAAUGGAACAUAAAGCUGGACACAAGAUCAGAAAUAUUUCAAAACUUAAAUGGAGCUCUUGGUGACAUAACUUUAAAAUACAUCGGGAAUCACAGCUACUUGUACAACAUUGUAACUGGCACUUCACCCAUUGUCAUACAUGGCAAUGGGCCAAUUAAGGUGGAAUUUAACAGAUUAGCCAACUAUCUUGCUGAUGGCUGGACAACUACUUCUGGAUGCCUGUCUUGUAAAGAAGACACCAUUUCUUUAGAAGGCAUAAAGACCCAGGAUUACCCAACUGUUCUAGUGGGACUGUUUUUAGAGCAGCCUACGCCAUUUAUAAGAGAGUUUUUCCAGCACAUAGCAGCUCUCAACUAUCCAAAAAAUAAGAUUGACAUGUAUAUCCACAAUAAGGAAGAAUUUCAUCGUGGUGAUGUGACACGCUUUGUUUCUGAGCAUGGUACAGAAUACAACUCAGUGACACAAAUUUCACCAUCUGAUAACAUUGGAGAAGCUAUGGGCCGUAACUGGGCUCUGGAGGAAUGUGUCAAAAAGAGCUGUCAGUAUUUUUUCUCAGUGGAUGCGGUUGCGCAGCUAACUGAUGUUGAUGUGCUCAAAGCUCUCAUCCAGCAAAACAGGUCCAUUAUUGCGCCAAUGCUUACUCGACCUGGAAAGUUGUGGUCAAAUUUUUGGGGUGCCUUGUCCAACAAAGGUUACUAUGCUCGUUCUGAGGACUACAUGGACAUCGUUGAAGAAAAAAAAAUUGGACUGUGGAAUGUACCAUUUGUUACAAAUACAUACCUUGCACAGGGCCACAUCAUCAGAAGUCUUCGCAAUGCCUACACUAACAAUCAGGAUUUGGACCCUGAUAUGUCUUUCUGUCAAAAUGCCAGAGACUUGGGUUACUUCAUGUAUGUCACAAACCAAAAGCACUAUGGCCAUCUCGUAAACCCAGACAACUUUGAAACGAGUCACCUUUUCAAUGACAUGUACAAUAUGUUUGAAAACCCUACUGAUUGGGAGUCGAAAUAUAUUCAUCCAAAUUACUCUGCUACACUUCAGAAAGGCACAGAGAUAGAGCAGCCCUGCCCCGAUGUGUACUGGUUUCCAAUUGUAUCAGAAACUUUCUGCGAUGAGUUUGUUGCCACAAUGGAAGCCUCAGGAAAAUGGUCUAAUGGAGGACAUAGUGAUCCUAGACUGGCUGGAGGUUAUGAGAAUGUCCCUACAGUAGACGUCCACAUGAAUCAAGUUGGUUUUGAGCGUCACUGGCUGCAUUUUCUGGCCACAUAUGUACGACCUGUGCAGGAGAGUGUUUUCACAGGAUACUUUCAUAAUCCUCCACAUGCUAUCAUGAACUUCAUCGUACGUUACAAACCAGAUGAGCAAGCUUCCCUAAGACCACAUCAUGAUUCAUCGACAUACACCAUCAACAUUGCUCUAAACUCCCCUGGUGUGGACUUUGAAGGUGGAGGUUGCAGGUUUAUCCGCUACAACUGCAGCAUCACUUCUCCGAGAAAGGGCUGGAUGUUCAUGCAUCCGGGAAGGCUGACUCACUACCAUGAAGGAUUGACCACCACGAAGGGAACUCGUUACAUAAUGGUUUCCUUUGUUGAUCCAUAAGUAAAGGGCGAUAUACAUCAAAAUCAGUUAAACUGUUAAUUGAAAUGACAUAAUGAUCAGGUAUACUCACUCACAUCUGAUGUAUUAAGCCAAAAUCUUUUUUCAGUUGCUACCUUUUCAAAGUCGAUAAAAAUAAGGAACAUGAUGGUGGUGGGAGAAGUAAUAAUCAAAAUUUUUAGAAACAGCGUCAUACAGAUAUUAUAAAAUUGUGUAUGUAGUUUUCUGUUUCGAAGGCAGGCUUCCACGUUAUUGUAUUGAAGAAAAUGUCAUUAAAAUAGUUUGACAGUCUAAUUGAGAAGAGGGAAACAGAUUUGUAAGCAAGGGUUCAUAACCUAGAAAGUGGUAUUAGUCGGAUUUUUGUGGAUGCAGUUGAUAGACUGUCGUCUCAGACCCUGCCACAGUUAAACAGGUCAUUGAUUUUUAUGUGCAAUGUUAAUGGUGCUAUGGAUGUUGGGGGAAGUGGAGAGGAAUCUGCAGUAUUUUUUGUCUUGUUUUUAGCUUUGAACAAGAUGUUGCAACAUGUCUAGAAUGGUCUGAAUAAUUUUGACUCUUAACAUAGCUGCUUCCCUGAUUGCAUCUUCAUUGUGUAUGUUAUAUAGUUCUUAAAAGUGGACCACGACAUUAUAAAAGGUUUCUUAGGGUCUGUAGUUAGUGUUGUUCAUAAGAGGAAGUGGAUGUUCCACUUGAUUAAUUUCCUCCUUAAUGUACGGCUUACUUUAAUCUACUUAUAAAUACUUCCAUGAUGCAAAGCAUUAUUUGGUGCUGCACUGAAAAUAAAUGAUAGCUUUGUAUAUGGUCCUAUUUCAUCUUUAACAUCCUUCUUCCAGAAAAAAAUGAAAAAUUCUGGACAGUAUCUUAAAGGUACACUAAGCAAGAAAAGUAAUCAAAUCAGUCUGGAUUUGCUGUGAAGCAGCUUAAAUGAAUAAUGUGUGCUAAUGUUAUUGCAGCCUUAAAGUGUGAAUGCCUUUUGGCAUGUUUGUUAAUUUAGUUGUAGUCUCAACAAUGAAUAAAAAGUAAGAUUGUUAGUCUGCAUCUUAGUCUUUGUUUGAUUGGUAAGCAGCCAUUUUUAUAUUAUGUCUACUUUUCAGAUUAUCAUGUACAGCUAUCUUUCAUAAAAGCUUUAACAUAUGUUGUUCCUUUGAAUUUUUGUCAUGUUUACAUAUUUUCAAAAGCUUUUUAUCAUGGAUUAUGAGUGCUUGACAGUUUGCUGGAUGACAGUGACUGAAGGGCAACUUGCAACCAUAUUCUUAUUUAGCAGUUUAUUUUAGAUUAACUUAAUGAAUGUCUGUUCUCAUUUUUAUGUCUUUUUGAACUGAAAUAGAUGUAGUGACAGUUGACAAUUUAUUAGUAAUCAAGAGUUUCAUUUAUAAACUGAUAUUUGUAAAUAUUUUAUCAUCGAAAAAACAUUGCUAAUGGUCUGUUGAAACUGCACCUGUACAAUUUGGCUUGAAUGAUUUCAUGUGUGUGGGGAUUCAGUAAACUUUUGUUUUCAUUUACAGAAGGUUUUCCGUCCAUCAGCUUCACGAUCUUAAUAAAAUUGAAUUUUAAGAA
This is a messenger RNA of Pomacea canaliculata, 4035 nucleotides long. Its product is annotated as procollagen-lysine,2-oxoglutarate 5-dioxygenase 1-like. Gene Ontology annotation, biological process: peptidyl-lysine hydroxylation. Gene Ontology annotation, cellular component: endoplasmic reticulum. NCBI's taxonomy places the organism in Eukaryota, Metazoa, Mollusca, Gastropoda, Architaenioglossa, Ampullariidae. Gene Ontology annotation, molecular function: L-ascorbic acid binding; procollagen-lysine 5-dioxygenase activity; iron ion binding. The coding region runs from base 307 to 2484 and encodes 725 amino acids. The transcript has 20 exons. The record is from RefSeq and is a predicted model, not a curated record.